UUUCUUUUGAAAGUCACAAAAAUGUAUUACUACUUUUUCUCAAAAAAUAAAUAAAUGUAAUACUAUACUACUAUUCAUUAUCUUCCAAGACAUUACAUGUUUUGUGUUUAAUUCCCUAUAGCCCUACUUUUACUCUACCUCUGUCUCACUUUUCACCUUUUACAGAGACUGUUUUCGCCGCAACUAACAGAGAGCCUCCAUCUAAUUGACUAUAUAUAUAACUUUGACAAACCCUAACGGAUCUUUUCUCUUUUCUUGUACCAUCUCGUGACUCUCCCUAUCCAGUCGGUGACUCUAUCUCUCUCUCUCUGUCUAAUCUUAGAUGUUCAUUGGGUUUUCUUUCUUUCUUUCUUCAAGGUGUCAAAUGAACAUCUCUAUCUUUUCAUUUCCUUUCUAGUACAUAGAAUCUUCCUUUUCCCUCCUUAAAGUGUUGACAUUUUUGCUAAAUUUAGUAAACAAAGAUUUUGUCAGAGGGUUUAAGGGUUUAUCAUCACCCUACACAGAUAAACACCCCAAAACAAAUCAAGAUUCAUUUCCCAAAGCCUUAUUGUAACUUUCCUAAAAAGGAAACCUUAAAUCUUCUCUCUCACACGAUCAUUUGAGUUGGUACAAUUCUCAGAAAUUUUCUGAAUCGACUUUUAAAAAGAAAACUUAAUUAAGAGUUAACCACCUCCUCAAGUCCAACAGUUAUCAGAACAGUACUCCUCUGUUUUUUUUUUCUCUCUCUCUCAUCGGCAGAGAAAUGUCGUCUUGUCUAAGCGGCGGCGCCACCUGUACUUUCAAGCUGAAAACGAUGAAAUCUCCGCCGUCGAGAGCCGCCUCCUCACACAACACUCCUUCACCGUCAUCUACAAUCUCCGAAUCCAACUCGCCUCCGUUCACAAUCUCCACAAGAAGGCCAAGGACUCGGCGGAAACGACCAAACCAAACUUACAACGAAGCGGCGGCUCUCCUCUCCACCGCAUACCCAAACAUCUUCUCCUCCAUGAGAAACACUCUGUUUCCCGGGACUAAGUCUCCUCUCAGCGACUACGACGAAGCCUCCCAGUUACUUCUUCCCUUUGAGACAAUCGACGAGGUGUUCAAUCCCGCAAUACAGACCGAACCGUAUCAGUUCUUGGAGAAGAAAGAGCUCAGUUUCAACUCGGAGGUGACUCGGUUUGAGUUAUUAGACGCCUUCGACGCGGAAUCGAUUAUUCUUGAUGAUGAGGAGAUUGAAGAAGGGAUAGAUAGUUUUAUGGGGAGCAACGAAUCCAACGACGGAGAAUGUACGACGAUGCCUUGGUACCGAAGCUCCAUAGGAUUCAGCUCCCCCGGAAACUCCCUGUUAGGGCUCGGCUUGAGGAGCUCUCUUCGGGAAGAAGACGACGAUGAUGAUGGGAGCUUGUGUAGAUAUCCCACUGUAGAACUCAAGCACAUCUCGCCGAGAAUUCAGACCACCACAACCGCCGCCGCAUCAACCGAUGACGUAGCCGUGGAUAGUAUCAAGAGUAAGAAAAAAAAGACGAAGAAGAAGAAGAAGAAGAAAGUGGCUGCGGCGGCGGCGGAAUCAAGGAGCGUUGAAGAUUUGACGACGGAGAAGAGAGUGAGUACGUUUUUGAAGCUUGACUACGAGAGGGUUUUAGAGGCUUGGUCGGAUAAGGAGUCGCCUUUCUCCGAUGAGAUUCUUGGCUCGCACGCUACCGAAGUAGACAUCCAUGCAAUGUUGGCUGAGAUAGAUUUGUUUGGAGAAAGUGGAAUGAGAGAAGCUAGUGUGUUGAGGUAUAAAGAGAAACGGAUGAAUCGACUCUUCUCCAACUCUAAACAAAUUCGAUAUCAAGUUCGUAAACUCAGUGCCGAUCAACGACCCCGUAUGAAGGGACGAUUUGUGAGACGGCCCAACGUAAGGAACUUAAGUGGGUUAUUGUGAGAAGAAAAGAGUGGAAUCUCUUUUGUUUAUUCAUGUUUAAUGAUCAAAGUUGUCUUUUUUUGUUGAUCAUUAGAGUUUAUAAAACGCAUGUAAACUUGCCAACAGUAAUCAAGAUGAUCGGUAUAAUAACAUAUGAUUA
This is a messenger RNA of Brassica napus (rape), 2048 nucleotides long. RefSeq names its product protein CHLOROPLAST IMPORT APPARATUS 2-like. NCBI's taxonomy places the organism in Eukaryota, Viridiplantae, Streptophyta, Magnoliopsida, Brassicales, Brassicaceae. Gene Ontology annotation, biological process: regulation of DNA-templated transcription. Gene Ontology annotation, cellular component: nucleus. Gene Ontology annotation, molecular function: protein binding. The transcript is spliced from 3 exons. The record is from RefSeq and is a predicted model, not a curated record. The coding region runs from base 743 to 1909 and encodes 388 amino acids.